AUGCCAGAAAAGGCGAUGAAAGAGUGGUUCUUGAAAGUGCCUUGGGGAAAGUUAGCAAUGUUGUCCUGGGGAGAUCCUUCAAUGCCUCCAAUGCUGCUGGUGCACGGAUUCAUGGACACAGCAGCCACCUUCAUUCCCCUGGCGAACGCCAUGCCUGCUACUUUCCACUACGUCACAUUUGACUUGCCUGGUACUGUAUAUUUAAACGGCCUCCUAGCUCAGUCCCUAGCCGGUAGUGCCCCAGCCUACGAAGCAGGAGGUCCCGGGUUCGAAUCCUGGUCCUGGGGACAUCCCUCGCCCCCUCCAACGCUGCUGGUGCACGGAUUCAUGGACACAGUCGCCACCUUCAUUCCCCUGGCCAACGCCAUGACUGCUACUUUCCACUACGUCACAUUUGACUUGCCUGCCUACGAAGCAGGAAGUCCCGGGUUCGAAUCCUGGUCCUGGGGACAUCCCUCGCCCCCUCCAACGCUGCUGGUGCACGGAUUCAUGUACACAGCAGCCACGUUCAUUCCCCUGGCCAUCGCCAUGCCUGCUACUUUCCACUACGUCACAUUUGACUUGCCUGGCCACGGACACUCGGACACGAUGCCGGGACCACCGAUAUCCCCCCUACAUUUGGUGGAAGCUAUACGGCAGAUGGUUGAGCAACUACGAUGGGACUCAUUCUACUGUGUCGCUCACUCCAUGGGGUAUCUCAUUAGCGCAUAUUACAACGCAGUAUACCCCGGUCGAAUACGAAGACUGGUGUCCAUGGCUGGCGCGAUCAGCAUUCAGCUGUACGGGCUGGCAGAGCUGCCGAAGGACUGGUUCGAGAUCAGCAUCGCCAGCUACUACCGUCGCUAUUUACAGCCUCCACCACCCUUAACCUACACAUAUAAGAAGGCAAUGGAAUCCCUUGCUAUGGCUCGAGACGUGAGUGAGGAAGACGCCACUAUCUUGGCGUCUCGAUGCCUUGAAUCAGUCGACGGAGACUUCAGGUUCACAUGGGACGUGAAAGCAAAGAAGAUCUACGUACCCCCCAUCGCAGAAGACCUAGUAUACUCUAUUCUAUCCACCCCCACUCCCACGCUUUGCCUCGUACCUACGGAGGAUAAAACGCCAAGCAUGUUCUUCGACUGUCAUGUCAACAUGUUAGUGAAAUUGACCAAUGAGCGCUUUGUGCUCGUCAGCGUGCCAGGCGGGCAUAGCGUGCAUUUGACUAAUCCGGAGUUUAUUGUACCGCAUAUUGUUAAGUUUUUUAAUGAGGAUGUAAGAUCGAAGUUGUAA
Cydia splendana is the source of this 1269-nucleotide messenger RNA. Its product is annotated as serine hydrolase-like protein. The transcript has 8 exons. Gene Ontology annotation, biological process: acylglycerol catabolic process. The coding region runs from base 1 to 1269 and encodes 422 amino acids. Gene Ontology annotation, cellular component: mitochondrion. Gene Ontology annotation, molecular function: monoacylglycerol lipase activity. Lineage: Eukaryota; Metazoa; Arthropoda; Insecta; Lepidoptera; Tortricidae. The record is from RefSeq and is a predicted model, not a curated record.